GGCCGGAGGCUGUGCAGCGCGGCGAUGGGGCGGGCUCUGCUGCCCUUUCUGGUGACCUGCGGCUUGCUCGGGGUGCCGGCGGGCCGGGGCCAGGAGCCGCAGACCCCGGACUGGAGGAUGACGCUGAAGACCAUCCGCAACGGCGUGCACAAGAUCGACACGUACCUCAACGCGGCGCUGGACCUCCUGGGGGGAGAGGACGGCCUCUGCCAGUACAAAUGCAGCGAUGGAUAUAAGCCUUUACCUCGCUACGGCUAUAAACCUUCACCACCUAACGGAUGUGGUUCUCCCCUCUUUGGUGUUCAUUUUGACAUUGGUAUUCCUUCGAUGACAAAAUGCUGCAAUCAACAUGACAGAUGUUAUGACACCUGUGGGAACCAGAAAAAUGAUUGCGACGAGCAAUUUCAAUAUUGCCUCUCUAAGAUAUGCCGAGAUGUACAAAAGACGUUAGGAAUACCUGAGAGUGUACAAGCAUGUGAAUCAACAGUUCAGCUGUUGUUUGAUGCAGUCAUACAUUUAGGAUGCAAGCCAUACCUUGAUAGCCAAAGAGAAGCUUGUAUGUGUCGGUAUGAAGACAAGAGGGACCUUUAAAGACUCUUGCAAC
This is a messenger RNA of Euleptes europaea (tarantolino), 604 nucleotides long. RefSeq names its product phospholipase A2 group XIIA (gene PLA2G12A). Gene Ontology annotation, cellular component: extracellular region. Gene Ontology annotation, molecular function: calcium ion binding; A2-type glycerophospholipase activity. Gene Ontology annotation, biological process: lipid catabolic process; phospholipid metabolic process; arachidonate secretion. The record is from RefSeq and is a predicted model, not a curated record. Lineage: Eukaryota; Metazoa; Chordata; Lepidosauria; Squamata; Sphaerodactylidae. Bases 25 to 591 code for a protein of 188 amino acids. The transcript is spliced from 4 exons.